AUGGCAAAAGCCGAAGACAAAGACCUCUACGACCAAACAGUGGAAAAAGCCCGCCGUCUCGCAGUCUUCGGUUUCGGCACAGCAAGGCUACAAGAAGCUGAAGCACGAGAAGUCACUACAAAGGCUCUCAAACCUCCAUACAGUCUUAGACACCUGGAGACUCCAGGAGAGAAGAAAUACGCCUUCAAUCAAGAAUUCAUCGAGAGAUAUUACCAGGAAACCUUUAAAGAACGAGUCACUGGAGAUAGCUACCGCCAUCGCCACCCCAAUCGACCCCGGUUCCUCCCGCGAUUGUACUAG
Molecule: messenger RNA, 300 nt
Organism: Radiomyces spectabilis
Lineage: Eukaryota; Fungi; Mucoromycota; Mucoromycetes; Mucorales; Radiomycetaceae
Exons: 1
Coding region: 1-300 (99 amino acids)
Source: RefSeq, a predicted model, not a curated record